Molecule: messenger RNA, 4048 nt
Organism: Lolium perenne
Lineage: Eukaryota; Viridiplantae; Streptophyta; Magnoliopsida; Poales; Poaceae
Product: aspartic proteinase nepenthesin-1-like
Biological process (GO): proteolysis
Cellular component (GO): extracellular region
Molecular function (GO): aspartic-type endopeptidase activity
Source: RefSeq, a predicted model, not a curated record
UUUAUGGGGAUUUUUGUACCAUAACCGGCUGUAGCUACAGCUGGCUGAUCCCUAGCGUUCACCUUUAAAAUUAGUUCACAUCAAAAUUGGAUGCUAAAACUGAAUUUAUCUUGUUGACUGAAUCAGCCAGGCAUCAGUUUCAUGAAAUUGCCGAGGGUGUGUGCUAGUUUUCUGUGCAAACCAAAAGGCACCAAUCAAGAUAGUGAAGCUGGAGUUAUAUUGCUGCAUUUCAGGAUUUCUUCGGUAAUAAACUUCAGUUUUCAUAAAUUCAGUGAAAAUAGGAACGCUACCAAAGUAAUUCAAAAGGAGAGAGAUUAGAUUACUUUGUACUAGUACAAACAAACAUUUAGGUGGUCCGUGCAAACGAUUGAAGACUUGUUGAAAACUUAUAACAAAGGGACGAGAUUAGGUUACUUUUAUUCAUAUCAUCCUGUUAACUAUCAAUCCACAUGUUCAAGGUGCAACUUGCAUGUCUGAUCACGCAUUAAGGUUUCACCAAAUCCCAAACCCCAACAUUUUUCUUUUCCAUUCUAUAGUUGUCAAGUGGAAGGAAGAUAUGUGGAUUCCUUCCCUUUUACUGGCUCUACAUUCUUUCUUUUCUUUCGAAAAACAAUGCUGGCUGAUGCAAUGGCCAUAUGCAGUGUGAGCUCUUAUAACCAACAUGGUUUAUAACGUGGUAUGAAAGAAAAAAAGGUAUCUUGUUUUUGUUGCGAUCAAAAGGAAAAAAUAGUAUCAAAAAGCACGGCCUAUACAUCUUUUGUGCAUGUUGACAGGCGUGCACAGAGGUGGUAAAGAUUGCAGUCAACAUGCUGGAAGACCACUAGCAGCAUAGCAAAUUUGAUUAAGGAAAAGAAUCAACCUAUGAAAAUUCAAACCAAAAAUACCACAGUGGACAUGGGACUAGCGGUCUAGGUGUACCUCUAAAGCAACAUAUUUAUUUUCAUCAAGUAAAUGGAAAGUACAGUUCAGUUGUGUCUAUUCAUCAGUGUGUAUUUAGAAGUAUACAUGAACAUUGAAAGAGAAUGUGGCCAGGUUGUGGGCGCCAAUGUUUGACAAACAACAGUUUUGCUAGUUCUUGGUCGACCGAGAAUUAGCUUAGAGAUCGGUCACCUCUAGAGUAGUUGGAUUUGCAUCUUGAUUCAUAUGUCCUGUGAGUUGCAAUUGAGUUUGUCCAGUCGCAAGUAGUUUGCAACUGAGUAAAACAUCUAGAUAUAAUAUACGUUAUAAGUCAUGCUGGGCAUGAGUUGCAGGUAUAUUGCAACUGACCGAGAAUUAAGCUACACUGCAUAAAUGCCGUGCUGCCAACUUAAUGGCAUGCAAUUCAUUUAAGAAAAAUGACGUUUUUUACUAUCAAAUAUUUCAUAUAACUAUGCAAAAUUCUAGAUAUCUUAAAGUCUACCAAUUCUGCUUUGAAAAUAUUAACUUUAGUUGGAAACAAAAAUGGUUUUGCAUGUUAUUUCAAUGAUUGUCAAAGUUUAUCCAGAAUAAGAUUCGAAGGUAGUACUUUAUCAUGAAUUGAAUUAUCAUUUAUUAGCUAUAAAGAUCCAUUUGUUAGCAUUUAUUUACGUGCAAAAUACUCCUCAUGUAUUAUAUCCUGAUAUUUAUCAUAUACUGGUAGUCAUAAAUCACUGCACUAAUUGUAGAUCUCAAAACUCAAACCUAUGGCCUAGAUGUUGUCCUCGUGUUAUGUGGCUGCUAGGGUUUGGGAGGGAGAGAAAGGGCUGCGAGGGCGCGAGAAGGCCGGCCGGGGGCCUUUUGCCCACGGCCGGGCAAGAGGGAAGGGAUUUCCUUCUUAAUUCUUGCUUGAUUAGAUUGAUACAUCUCCUCUCCAUAUAUAGAGAGGUUUACUUGACUCCCAAGCAAGGCUUACUUGACCCCUAAGCAAACCAUAAGACUAACGGGCCCAGGCCCAUGACGUACUCUAACACCUCGUUUGCCUCGAUGUCCACCAAAUCCAUGUCAUAAAAACCUGCCAUUUUUUAGCAUGACCGUGAUCUUUAUUAGUACAACUUAAACAUUGUAAUCCAGAAACCUCUAUAUAUAGAUACCCUGAAUUCAGUUUAUGCAAACAGACAGUAUCCUGCUCCAUAUUUGCAAGAGUUGAAACAGGUGCAAAUGAAUCUGCUUCAGAGGAGAAUAGUUCUCUUGCUGCCGUUGCUUGUACUGACCAUUUCUUAUAGCGAUGCAGUAGCUCUGAGGCUACACGCCACCCAUGCCGAUGCCGGCCGAGGUCUCACCAGUCGGGAGCUGCUGUACCGCAUGGCUGCACGCAGCAAGGCCCGUUCCAUGCGCCUGCUUUCCGGCCAUGCUGCGCGCGUGGAUCCCGGACCUUACGCCGACAGCGUCCCCGACACGGAGUACCUGGUGCACUUGUCCAUCGGCACGCCGCCGCAGCCGGUGCAUCUCAGCCUGGACACAGGGAGUGAUCUCGUUUGGACGCAGUGCCAGCCAUGCCAGGUCUGCUUCGACCAAGCGCUCCCCUACUUCGACCCGUUCAACUCCUCCACGUUCUCUGUGCUCCCUUGCCACCAGCCCAUGUGCCAGCAGAACCUGGAUUGGUCUUCCUGCGGCAAGCAGUACUGGGGCAACCAAACCUGCGUCUACGUCUAUGACUACGCCGACAACUCCAUAACGGCUGGCCACCUCGACACCGACACCUUCACCUUAGCGGCCGCUGAUGGCGUCAGCAGCGCAUCUGUGCCCGGUCUGGCCUUUGGUUGUGGCCUCUUUAACAACGGAAAUUUCCAGUCAAACGGGACAGGCAUCGCCGGCUUUGGCCGUGGUGCCCUGUCCCUGCCGUCGCAGCUCAAAGUGGGCAACUUCUCCCACUGUUUCACACCCAUGACAAGAUCGGAACCCAGCGCAGUACUGCUCGGUGUUCCGACCAAUCUAUACGGCAACGCCAGCGACGUUGUCCAGUCCACUCCUCUCAUCCAAAACACCGCGUCUCCGAAUGCGUACUAUCUCUCCCUCAAGGGCAUAACUGUCGGCUCGACGAGGCUACAGGUCCCGGAGUCAGUGUUCGCUUUGAAGCAGGACGGCACGGGCGGCACCAUCAUCGACUCCGGCACAGGCAUGACGUCGCUGCCUCAAGACGUGUACAAUCUCCUGCAUGACGCCUUUGUCACUCAGGCGAGGCUCCCCGUGUACAACUCGACAACAGCGGCGCCCCAGCUCUGCUUCUUGGUGCCACCGCAAGGCAAGCCAGAUGUGCCGAAGCUGGUGCUGCACUUGGAGGGCGCGACGCUGGACCUGCCGCGGGAGAACUACAUGUUUGAGUUCGAGGAGGCUGGUCGCAACAUCACCUGCCUUGCUGUUAGUGCCUGGGGCGAUCUGACCAUAAUAGGCAACUACCAGCAGCAGAGCAUGCACGUCCUCUACGAUCUGGCAAAUAGUUUGUUGUCUUUUGUACCGGCACAAUGCGACAGGCUUUAGGCUUUGCACAAUCCUGCUGGAGCGCCCAUCUACCAGAGUAUGCGCGAGCUAUGUCAUUGGAGAGGAAUUUUAAGAUGCACCCAUUCAGUGAGAACCAUUAACUGAAUUAGAUCCACAAGGCACAUGGGCCUGACAAUAUUCCAAUUGAGUUUUUGCAGCAUUAUGGCAUUUAGUCAAGUCUGAUAUUAUGCAUAUCUUCCAGAAGUUUCUUGAUGAAUCCUAAGAUAUUAAGCGCUUGAGCUAUGGGGUUAUUAUUACCUUGCUUCCUAAAAUCUCUGGGCCUGAUAAAAUCUCACAAUACAGACCUAUUUGCUUACUGCCUUGUAUUUAUAAAUGGAUAACUAAAACCUUGACAAUAAGAUUAGAACCUUAUGCCUCGAAAUUGUUUUGCAUCCAGCAAAACUCUUUUAUCAAAAAAAAAAAUAUCUUGGAUGGUGUGCUGUCUUUGCAUGAAUUUCUGAGAAACAAUGUGGAGUGGUGAUUAAGUUGGAUUUCGAGAAGGCUUACGAUAUAGUUGAUUGGAAUUGCCUUUUGGAUUGUCUCAAACUAAGGGGGUUUAAUGAGAAGAUUUUCUUUUGGAUCGAACAACCUUUAUUUGAUGGCACACAGUAAG